Molecule: messenger RNA, 945 nt
Organism: Ostreobium quekettii
Lineage: Eukaryota; Viridiplantae; Chlorophyta; Ulvophyceae; Bryopsidales; Ostreobiaceae
Source: the annotation of a GenBank genome assembly
AUGCCCCACGAGCAGGCAGUGCUCGCAAAGGCGAGCGCGGCGCUGGGCGCCAAGCUCGCUCAGCUGAUGCAAUCGGGAGGCCGCGGCUUCGCGGAAGAGUACGAGCGGCUGGCCAUGAUCGCGGCAUCGCCCCAGCAGCCCUCUGCCGCGGCAAGCGCGCCGGGGAACUCGUCUCGCAACCGCUAUCGCAACAUCGUGCCCUUCGACUUCAACCGGGUGAGAUUGGCGACCUCGCCUGAGGGGCGGGACUACAUCAACGCGAGCAUCGUGAGGAGCGGGGGCGGGGAGAGCCCGCCGUGGUGCUUCAUCGCCUCCCAGGGACCAUUGAAGGGGACCGUGGAAGAUUUCUGGCGCAUGGCGCUCGAGCAGCGGUGCAGCGCGGUGGUGAUGCUCACUCGAGCGGUGGAGCGGGGAGUGGAGAAGUGCGCGCCGUACUUCCCACAGGCCAGGGGGGCGAGCAGCUCCGUGGGGCGGCUGCAAGUGGCCGUGGAGGAGCUGAGGGACGUCAGCCCUGACAUCACGGUCCGCUCCAUCAGGGUUACCGACCGCACGAACGGAAUGGCCUCGGUGGUGCAGCACUACCACUACCACGAGUGGCCGGAUCACGGCGUGCCCGAAUUCACCAAGCCCCUGCGCGACCUCAUCAAUCUACUGGAGGCCACGGGGGCGGGCAGGGCGCCCAUUUUGGUCCAUUGCAGCGCCGGGGUGGGCAGGACGGGCACCUUUUGCGCGGUCUACGUUUUGCUCCAGCGGCUGUACACGCUGCUGCGGGGGGGGCCGCCGUCCGCGGCCCAGAUCGAGAAGGCGGUGGACGUGCCCGGCGUGGUGGCGCGGUUGCGGCGGCAGCGCGUGGGCAUGGUGCAGACCGUGGACCAGUACUACUUCUGCUACCAGGCCGUGAUCCAGGAGGUGGAGGCAGAGGUGGGGCGGCGGAGCAGGGGGUGA